GUGUGCGCUUCUCUCCGUCGUCUCCCGCGGCCGCACCCACCGCCACGAGCGGCCCCGCCCGGGCGCCGUGCCCCGCUCCCCCCCCCCGCCCCUCCCUGCCGCCGCGCGGCCCCGACCGCGCGACCCCGCGCCUGGAGUAGGGGGGGGGCGGCGGCGGCGGGAGCGCGGCGGCGGGAGCGCGGGCGGGGAGGAGCAGAACGGAGCGGAGGGAGCCAGCGGCAGCCCCGGGCCCGGUGCGGCCGAGCGGCUGGAUGCGGCGGAGCGCGGCGGCGUGCUGGGCGCUGAUGCUGCUGGCCGCCGCCUUCUGCGACGCGGUGGCCGGCAAGGGCGGGCGCGGUGGCGCCCGGGGGGCCGCCCGCGGCGGGGCCCGGGGCGCCGCCCGCGGCCGGGUGAAGGCGGCGGUGCCCCGUUACGGCUCGGCCGGGGCGGCCCUGCGGGUGGCGGGGGCGGCGGCGGCGGGAGCGGCUGCCGGCGUGGCGGCAGGGGCCGCCCUGCGCCGGGCCCGGCCGGCCGGCGAGCCGGAAGCGGGCGACGGCGUCGAGUACCGCGAUGGCAACUGGACGGCCGCCGCCAGCACCUGGACCUCCGCCGCCCCGGCCUGGGACCCGCUGGGCUGGGCCGUGUCCUGGCUCUGGCCCCUGGCUGCCGUCCUCCACCGCUGACGGUUUCGAGGGACCCGACCUCACCGUGCCCGGUGCAGCUACCGAUGCCGCCAGGACCGGCCGCGCCGCCCCCCCCCCCCCCCGGGGCUGAGCCCACCCCCCUGGGCUAGCAAGCGGCUCCCAGGGCCGUGCCCACCCCAGCGCCCGGCCUCACCCGGUUACCCGCCGCCAGCGGGGCAGGACCCCGCUGGAAGCCCCUCCGUCACCUUCCCCCCUCCACCCCGUGCCAAACCCCACCGGCUCGGGCACCCUGUUGGCGCCGCUCCUCUGUACGUGGGUCUCGCAGCGUUCGGAGGACGAGGAGGUGGCAAUAAAGCUGGGCGGAAAGCA
This is a messenger RNA of Harpia harpyja (harpy eagle), 992 nucleotides long. RefSeq names its product shadow of prion protein (gene SPRN). Gene Ontology annotation, biological process: protein import into nucleus. Gene Ontology annotation, molecular function: nucleic acid binding. The transcript has 2 exons. The record is from RefSeq and is a predicted model, not a curated record. Gene Ontology annotation, cellular component: nucleus; membrane. The coding region runs from base 252 to 662 and encodes 136 amino acids. Lineage: Eukaryota; Metazoa; Chordata; Aves; Accipitriformes; Accipitridae.